GCAUGAAAGGCCACCAACGUAGUUUCGCUCUGCCAGUUGUCGUCGUCGUGGUUGCCGUGGCCAUUGCCGGGCUGUGCGUGCUGUCAGGGCUGAAUGCAGCGCCUCUCGACGUGCAGUGCAACUGUGGGGACGCAGGAACGCAGCACUCAGCCGACGGCCUUCAGACCCAGACCCAGACCGGUCCCGGCUGCCAGACGCAAACCUCCGAGAAUGGCACCCAGAGCCAGAGCCAGAGUGGCAGUGGCAAUUCUAGCCAGUCCCAGACCCAGUGCACUGGCUCCGACUGCGCUCCACUCACGCCCUUUCCACCGCUGUUCACCAUGAAGCCAAUGGAGCCCCUCACGUGGAAGCCAUUGGAAUGGGGGUCACUGCAACCCAUUGCGCCGCUGAAUGGGCAGCAACAGCAACAGCAGCCCGAUGUAGCUUAAGCUCUUCAAAUGAUUGUCCGAUUCAAUAAAGGCUGGCGAGUUGAGUAGAAGCCCCAGCGUGUGGUCCAUUGGGUCCACCUCACUGA
This is a messenger RNA of Drosophila persimilis, 514 nucleotides long. RefSeq lists its product as uncharacterized. The coding region runs from base 3 to 428 and encodes 141 amino acids. Lineage: Eukaryota; Metazoa; Arthropoda; Insecta; Diptera; Drosophilidae. The record is from RefSeq and is a predicted model, not a curated record. The transcript is spliced from 2 exons.